Belonocnema kinseyi is the source of this 1482-nucleotide messenger RNA. Its product is annotated as chitotriosidase-1-like. Gene Ontology annotation, cellular component: extracellular region. The transcript is spliced from 7 exons. The record is from RefSeq and is a predicted model, not a curated record. Gene Ontology annotation, molecular function: chitin binding; chitinase activity. Gene Ontology annotation, biological process: carbohydrate metabolic process; chitin catabolic process. The coding region runs from base 1 to 1482 and encodes 493 amino acids. NCBI's taxonomy places the organism in Eukaryota, Metazoa, Arthropoda, Insecta, Hymenoptera, Cynipidae.
AUGCCUGAGCAGCCGGCUGGUGAGAAGCGCCUUUUCGUCAUAAAUUAUGUCAGCGGAUAUCCGCACGCGAAACGAAUCGACUACGGCGUUUGUACAUAUAUGAAUCACUUUAUUGCCUCAGAAUCGUAUAACGGUUCAGUACCCAGGAACAGGGACGUGGACGUAGUAAAUUCUGUUCUCUUUGCGGUGCUUUAUGACCAAACCAUUGGUUGUUAUUACAACAUAAAAUUGUCAGACGAUUCUUAUGGAAUAGUAUUAGAUAUAGAGGACAUUGAUGUAUCUCUGUGCACUCAUCUAAUUUACAGUUUCGUUGGACUCGGUAAAGAUGCAUCUAUUCAAACUCUAGAUGAUAUCCAAAAUGAUGAAUUUACAAAAUUCAACGAUCUUCGGAAAAAGAAUCCACACUUAAAUACCUUAAUUUCCUUGCCGGAUACAAAUGAUGAUUUUGAGCAUACUAUUACUAAUAAUAAGAUAUUAACUGAUCCAAAUUUGCGAGAAACUCUUGUUGAUAAUAUUGUCAAUUUUUUGCAAAAAUACGGAUUCAAUGGAGUGGAUAUCGAUUUGUCAUAUGCAAAGUUAAGUGGUGGAGUUUCUCCUAUUAAGGAGAAUUCCGUCUUACUCUUAAAGGCACUCAGAGAAAAAUCGGACGAGGAAGAUUUCAUCUUAUCUGUAGCUGUAGAUCCUACUGAAGAUAUUGCUAGGAUAUUAUAUGAUAUUAAAGAAAUAGCCACUUAUGUCAACUUCAUAAAUUUAAAGACUUACAAUUUUCACGGAAUUUCUAAAGCGGGCAAGAAAGUUGAUGUUGCCCAUACUUCUCCACAUUAUCCAUCAUCAAACGAAAAUCAGAAGAGACGCAAGAUGAACAUUGAUGAUGUUGUGCAAUACUGGAUUUCAGAAGGUGCUCCAGCGAGAAAGUUAAUUCUCGGAAUUCCUUUCUACGGUAUAUCCUAUACUUUGGCUAAUCCGAAACAAAUUUCCAGAGACACGCAAUUUACUGAAGAAGUGAAGAUGGGUAGUCAACUACAAUAUUACCAAAUUUGUUCAUUAGCAAAGGACCCAAAAUGGAUGCAUUUCUAUGAUAAAAAGCAGCAAGUGCCAUAUGUUUUUCGUGGGAAUCAAAUUAUUGCCUAUGAUGAUGUUAAAUCCAUUAAGAAGAAGGCUGAAUAUGUAGAAAAAAUGAAUCUUGGGGGUGUCUCGGUUUGGACUAUAAAUCAAGAUGAUUUGCGUGGACAAUGCGGAGAAACGUUUCCACUUCUAAAGACCUUGAACCGAGCCAUUAGACAAAAAUGCGGUGUGGCUACAUAUACGAGGGGCCACGCGAAGAAGCAACAAGGGCUUACAUUGCCGCCAAGGGUAUGGAUGCGAUGUCAGUUCCUAAGCUCUGCUCCAGGGACUUCACCGAUAUUAAGUGAGACUCAGGGUUCGAGGCGGAGAAAAAGUAAGGGUGUAUUUCACCUCGGCUCGGUUCCCAGGCGACCCUGA